This is a messenger RNA of Microthlaspi erraticum, 3231 nucleotides long. Lineage: Eukaryota; Viridiplantae; Streptophyta; Magnoliopsida; Brassicales; Brassicaceae. The record is from the annotation of a GenBank genome assembly.
AUGUCUGGAAACCAAGAGCCUCGGAUCAGCCUGCCUACAUGGCGGUGCAGCGAUUUCAAAAACGCUGCUAUUCCAAUCAAGAAGAGGAAGUACUUUGUGCAGCCGCAUCUUCCGGCAAUGGAGGAAACAGUCCCGAAACGUUUGGGAAAGAGUCCACAAGCUAAUGAGCAAGGUGGUACUAGUGUUGGUAGGAGUGCUUUGGAUUCAUCUCAUGCUGGUGAGAAUCAGAAAAUGAUUGGUGGGUCUGUUGAUAAAGCAGAGAGCACUGGGAACAAAGUUUUUGACCCUAUUAGAGUGAAAGUUGAGGAGCCAAAUAUUCCGAUUCAGUCCAGUCCUUUGGCAGGCUUUGAGAUUCCUCCCAGUUCACUCCAUUUUCCUCAGGGAAAGCUUUCCGAUGAAACUAGGUUGAAAGUAGAACAAGCUCUUCGUAAGGCCCAUGACAUUGUUGGCAAGGGAAAUCUCAGAGGAGAUUGUCAAAGAGAAUCAUCUGCCGGAGUAGGUGCUAUUUCCAUGGGUUUAGGUUGUAAAACUAUAAACAGUUCUCCAUAUGGGGUGAAUGAAAAGCCUACAGCACUGAAUUUGUCGUUGAGCAAGGAAGUUUGUAGCAAAGCUGGCUAUCACAGUGGUGUGAACAGAUCAAAUUGGGAUUUAAAUACUACCAUGGAUGCUUGGGAAGAUGCUCUAGAUCGCAAGACUAGAGUUAAGACUACUGGUGCAUUUUUAGACAGUAACAGAAUAGGGUCCUCAAGUUGUCGUGAUACGACUGCUAUUGCAAAGUCUGUUUCUGAAAAACAGAAGGAAAGUGAAGGAGUUAAAUCUACUACUGUGACGCGGUUUAAUCAGCAAGUUAAUCCUACAUGCUCGCUUAGUCUAGGCCUCAGUUCAUAUCCUCCUAUGCAGAAAUCUUCUUCACUAUCGGAGGCAAAAGCUGCUUACACAAGUUUUUCCGGACCAAAAAUGAUCGCUGGGAAUGUGAACUCGUUAAACCUUAGGACUGUGAAGUCAGAAGUUAUUGAAGAGAGUGCUCAAGUUUGUCCAAUGGGGCUAUCUAUUAACAGGGUAAAACACGAGGGCUUUGGCAGAUUCAACCAAGAAAUUAGUCCCUCAUCUGGCAGUUUGAAGCCAGUGGAUCCUAGGUUGAUAAAGGCUGAGCCAAAUAGCUUUACUGAAUCUCAAGUUUUCAAUAGGAGAGAUGGAGCGUUGAACCAUCCUCAUGCACAAAUAAUGCAAUCAAAUGAGAUCAGCAAUGCGCCAAUGUCGUUGAAUGGAAUGGCAAGAAAUCCAGGCGUUCAGAGUUAUCCUGGCACUACACUAAAAGAAAAUCUAGGCCAGAGUUGCAGUGCAGCUAAUGAAAAGCCAUGGGAAGCGCCGAAACAUGGUGUUGUUCACAUGAAUCAUCAUGGAGAUCAUAACCUCAAUGCAUCAGGUGUGAAUGUUUCCUUGACUGAAGAGAAAAUUUUAGAUGAUUGCAAGACUAAUAUAUCGAAAGAACUCCCUCAUAGUUCUCGUGGUGAACUUUCUAUAAGUGAAGUUGGAAAAAGAUAUAUGUAUGAUGACGUGAAGGUCCAAAGAGCAGCUGCCGUUUUUGCAGAAGGUAAUAGACAUGCUGAGUGUGGUGGUUCCGAAAUUGAACAAAGGGGUAUUGCUGUUCCGUUUCAUGGUGACUUUCAGAAUUCUAACCAUGUGGUUCUUGGUAAUACAGGUGAAAAUGAAGGCCGGAUAGCACAGGAUGGUAAGAAGUUAGCUCAUCAAAUCAUUCAUGCAAGUGAAGGAAUGUCAGGUGUGUCUACAUUGUCAGGCGGGAAUGUUGAAAACCCUGACAACACCAGUCCGGUUUCUUACAAAGCAGAUAUGUCUACUAUUGAGAAUGAUCCUACUGCUCAGGCUUCUGACAAGUCUCCUGUUAAGACACUAGAUGCUUCAGACAGCUUUGUGCCAUUUCGAAUGGAAAGAGAUAGAUUUUCUGAUUUUCCGCUUGAACCACCACGGAAAUAUUAUUCGAGAGAGAGUGAUGAAUCCUGCAAGUUCUCGCGUGAGAGGUACCAUGGCAAAGUUACGAGAGGCCCAAGGUUAAAUUUCAUGUCUGACAGAAGGAGAUUUUCAGAUAAAACAGAAAACAAUCUGCAUGACCGUGACACAAAAGAUUUUGAGUUCGAUAAUCAUGGAAAUACUCGUCGGGGAGGUGCUUUUACGAGUAAUUUUCAUAGAGGGAGACGGCCAGCAAAUGAUGAAGGAACCCCUUAUUCCCACUCCUUUCAGAGAAGAACGCCUAACUAUUCCUAUAAUCAUAGAGGACCAACAAAUAAAGAGGACGGCUCUGCAUUUCAGGGAUUUAGAGAUGGUGAAAAAUUCACAAGGGGAUCGCAGUGCAACAACACAGAACCAAUGUUCAUGAGUCCUCCACGUUCGUAUCAAGGUCGGAAUGGUUUUGGUCGAGGACGCACAAAAUAUUCAGACAACCCCAAACGAGAUUUUUCUGGUUUCCGUUCACGAUCUCCAGUUAGAAGAUCAAGAGAACGAUCAGACGGUCCUUCAUCGUCUUUCAGGAACAGAUCACAGGAAGAUUUCAGUGGGAACGCAGACUUUUCUCAUCGGAGAUCACCCUCCGGUUACAGAACGGGGAGGAUAAGCUCGCCUGACCAAUCUAGUUACUCAAAGGAUAUGGUUGUGAGAAGAAACAGUUCUCCACCUUAUAUGCAUAGACCAUCAAAUGGCGGAAGGGGCCGAGGUUAUGUAAGGGCUCGGGGUUAUGUUAGGGGCCGAGGUUAUACAAGAGGCCGAGGUUAUGGAAGAGAUGGCUUCUCUUUUAGGAAACCAUAUGAUCGUGUUGAACAUAGAAACCUGAACGACUUGGAUACUAGAGAAAGGGUUGACUACAGUGGUAAUUUCUUUGAAGGACCUAACCAUUCUGAACGAUUUGGUGUUGACGUUAAUGCUGAGAGAAGACAAUUUGGUUAUAGACAUGAUGAUGGUACCAGCUCUUUUAGGCCACCUUUUAACAAUGAUGGUUGUGCACCUACUAAUGUAGAGAAUGACCCUGAGGCUGUGGGAUUUGGACAGGAGGACUCUGAUAUGGACAUAGAAGAAGAAGAAGAAGGGAGUUUAAUGAAAAUUGAUGGAAAAAUAGAGAGCGCAACUGAUAAUGCAUCUGGAAGAACUAAGAAUAUGGAAGAGGAGAAAACUUCAAACACAGUUUGGCAACAGGAUGAGCGCGGUGGUGAUGGGUUUUAG